Pestalotiopsis fici W106-1 is the source of this 7368-nucleotide messenger RNA. RefSeq lists its product as uncharacterized. Gene Ontology annotation, biological process: fatty acid biosynthetic process; secondary metabolite biosynthetic process. The coding region runs from base 1 to 7368 and encodes 2455 amino acids. Gene Ontology annotation, molecular function: phosphopantetheine binding; oxidoreductase activity; fatty acid synthase activity. The transcript is spliced from 6 exons. NCBI's taxonomy places the organism in Eukaryota, Fungi, Ascomycota, Sordariomycetes, Amphisphaeriales, Sporocadaceae. The record is from RefSeq and is a predicted model, not a curated record.
AUGACUGCAUCUGUUGAUGAUUCUCCCGCUAGGGAGCAUGUCCCUGACCAUAUCAUACCUGAGCAGAAUGGAGUACAUUCUACUCAGAAACCUUUCACUCCCAUUGCCAUCUGUGGAAUGGCAUGUCGCCUCCCAGGGGGCAUAUCCACUCCACAAGAACUAUGGGAGUUUCUCCUAAACAAAGGAGAUGCGCGAUCACCUAUACCUGAAAGCCGCUACAAUCUGUCGGCUUACCAAUCUCUAGGGGGAAAGCCGGGCACGACGAAAGCCGAAUUUGGCUAUUUCUUGGAUCAAGACGUCGAUAUUGGCGCCAUUGACACAUCGUUCUUUUCUAUGCCUCGUUCUGAAAUCGAGCGCGUUGACCCACAACACCGAUUGCUGCUCGAGGUGGCGCGAGAAGCUGUUGAUGACGCAGGCGAAAUCAAUUGGCGUGGCCAGAAUAUUGGAGUCUAUGCUGGAAGCUAUGGCCAGGAUUGGUAUGACCUUUCCGUCAGUGACUCGCAAAAGUACAGCAGGUAUCAGGUCACUGCCAACCACGAUUUCAUGCUUUCAAACCGUAUAUCGUACGAGAUGGAUCUGCGUGGGCCAAGCUUAACAAUCCGGACCGGCUGUUCAGCUGCCCUGGUGGGCCUGAAUGAAGCAUGCAUGGCUCUCGACCGAGGUGAUUGUAAAUCUGCAAUUGUUGGAGGUACCAACCUUGUUCUAGCACCUGGCUUGACCACUGCCAUGUCUGAGCUUGGUACACUCAAUCCAGAUGGAUCCUGCAAGACUUUCUCUGCCAAUGCCGAUGGAUAUGGAAGAGGCGAAGCAAUUGUGGCUAUAUUUGUAAAGCCCUUACAUGACGCCUUGCGUGAUGGCAAUCCAGUGCGAGCUGUGAUACGCGGAUCAGCCGUAAAUCAUGACGGCAAGACCCAAGGCGUGACUGUUCCCGGAACAGACUCGCAGGAGGCGCUGAUUAGAAGGGCAUACGAUAUAGCAGACAUUUCAGACCUGUCACAAACUGCAUUUUUUGAGUGUCACGGGACUGGGACGCCUGUUGGGGAUCCGAUUGAGACGGAGGCUGUGGCUCGAGUUUUCGGACAUAGUGGAAUACAUAUUGGCUCAGUCAAGGCAAACUUGGGUCAUUCUGAGGGAGCUUCGGGUUUGACAUCCGUACUGAAGGCAGUCCUUGCGCUGGAACAUCGGAUAAUCCCGCCCCAAAUCAAGUCAAGCCCACCAAACCCAGCAAUCCCUUGGAAACGCGGCCGACUGACUGUCCCAUCCGAACCUUUGGCUUGGCCCCCAUGUUGUGAGGAGCGUGUCAGCGUUAAUUCCUUUGGAAUCGGUGGCACAAACGCACAUAUUAUUCUCGACUCAGCAAGCAGCUUUGGUAUAACACGGCACGAUCUGCCCCAAGCUACAAUCCAAGAAGAAGGUAAAUCACAAUUGUUGGUGUAUUCAGCCAAUACCACCGAAUCUGUCCAGCCAUUGGUCGAGAGAUAUGAUGCCUUCCUCAAGAAGAACCCCAUCUUAUUGUCGGAUGUCGCAUUCACUCUUGCGAACAGACGUGAACAUCUGCCUUAUCGGUCCUUUGUCGUAACCAACGAAAGAGAUGUGGGGUCUAUCACUGUGCCGACUUCUGUCGCAAAGCCAAGCCGGAAAUCUUCUCUUGUCAUGGUAUUUACAGGACAGGGUGCGCAGUGGGCCAGGAUGGGCUGCGACCUAAUGGAGUCAAACUCUGUAUUCAGAGACACCAUCAAACAUCUCGAUGCACAUUUGCAGGCUUUUGCUGCGCCGGGCUGGACCCUCGAGGAGGAAUUAGCCAAGCCAGCAAGCACAAGCCGUGUAAACCAGGCAGAGCUUUCUCAACCGCUAUGUACUGCGCUACAGCUGGCUUUGGUGGACAGUCUUGCCUCGGUCGGGGUCACGCCUGCAGCGGUAGUUGGUCACUCCAGUGGGGAGAUUGCCGCAGCUUAUGCUGCUGGGGCCCUGACUCGGGAAGAUGCUAUCAUUGUGGCCUACUAUCGUGGGCUGCUGUCAACGAGACAAGCAAAGAGUGGCGCCAUGGCAGCACUUGGGCUAAGUUGGGCUGAAAGUCGCCAAUUUCUGGUCCCUUCUGUGGUCUUGGCUUGCGAUAACUCGCCUCACAGCUCGACUAUUUCGGGAGAUGCAGAGGGAGUGGCACAGGUCGUAGCUGCUGUCAAGGAGGCACGUCCAGGCGCCCUAGCUACUGUCUUGAAGGUCGAUCAGGCUUACCAUUCUCACCAUAUGGUUGAGAUCGGCAGUGCCUAUCACGCAGCGAUGCAGGAUGCCAAAGUCGCUUCAUCGGCCCCUUCAAAGUUGUUCUUCUCCAGCGUGGCUGGAGCACUUCUCGAAAAUCCCGACGCGACGCAUCUGGGACCCAAAUAUUGGCAGACCAACUUAGAGUCUCCAGUGUACUUUCGGGCUGCUGUCUCGGAUAUUUUCGCACACAAAGACCUGCCCAAUCCAAUUUUGGUCGAGAUAGGUCCGCAUUCAGCACUUUCUGGACCCCUACGACAGAUUCGAACGCAGUUUUCGAGCGAGGCACCAAUAAUCUCUGCACAAGUACGGGAGCAGAAUAGUUAUGACACCUUCCUAUCUUUACUGGGCACACUGUUCACUUUGCAUGUCCCUGUCGAUUUCAAAUCAUUGUUUUCAGGAGGCAAAUGUCUCGGAGAUCUCCCUCGAUAUCCAUGGAAUCACCCAGAAAGCCACUGGUUUGAGACGAGGGUUGUGAAGGAGUGGAGACUGAGACGUGACCCGCAUCAUGACCUCCUCGGAUCGAAAAUACCUGAAAGCACGGAAUCUGAACCGGUUUGGAGAAAUCUCUUUCAUCUGGAAAAUGCACCGUGGGUUCGGGAUCAUAAGAUCAAGCAGGAUGUCAUAUUUCCGUUUGCUGCCUACGUAGCUAUUGCCGGCGAGGCUGUGCGGCAGGUCACUGGUAUUCAAGACGGGUUCAGCCUACGAAAGAUUAUUGUUAGCAAGGCAAUGAUCGUAGACCAGGAGAAGCCGACAGAGAUCAUCACAGCUCUGAGGCAACAUCGCCUCACAGAUACGCUAGAUAGCCAGUGGUGGGAGUUCUCAAUCUCUUCACAUAACGGCCAUGUCUGGACAAAGCAUUGCGUUGGCGAAGUAAAGGCUGAAGCGGAUAUUGACGCUCGGCCGGUAACAUUGCAAAUUAAUCUCCCUCGCAGAGUUGAAUCAUCCAAAUGGUACGAAACUGUGCGGAGGAAGGGUCUGGACUAUGGCUAUCAUUUCACCUGUCUGGAAAAGAUAUCAACUUCGACGUCAUCGCGCCGCUCAGGUCUGGCCAAUGUACGUAAUAAUUGGCACGGAGAUGAAGCCAACUAUCACUUGCAUCCGGUCAUUCUGGACGCCUAUUUUCAGCUGCUUAGCUGUGCAGCUUGGCACGGCUCCGCACGAGACUACCGGCAAGUUCUUCCCACAAGUAUUGCAUCUCUGACAAUAUUUCGCUCCACUGUGGAUGAUAUUGCGGUAUCAGCGUCUGCCGAUAUCACUGCUACAGGACUCACUGGUGAAGGUCUUGGUGUGGCGGGGACUCGAGUCGUGUUGAAGGUCUCGGGUACCAACAUGACUCCCCUCGACGACCCAAUCGAUGAAGAGCUUGACGACGAUAUUCCUAUCACAGCAAGGUCCGAGUGGAUACAGCACAUUGGCUUUGACACAACGGAUACGCUUGUUUGUCCCAAUGAUUGGCAAAGCUCAUAUGGCGAUGCUCUGGACGAGAUCGCACUCUUGGCAUCCACAAUUUGCCGGAAGAGCGUCCAACCAGGCACAACGGUAAUAACGUCGAUGCGAAAGUACAAGGCAUGGUUGGAUGCUCAGGAUGUCGAGUUGCUACAAGAAGACACUGCCGUACUACAGGACCGGCUCGAUAAACGCGUGAUGUCAUUGAGUGACACUCCGACUUACGAUGCCGCCAUGGCUAUAUCAAAGAUUUGCGCCAACGCCGUCGCGCUGUACAGCGGCACCAAGCACCCGCUUGCGAUUUUGAACGGAGACGAUACGCUUGGCAAAUUUCUAACUUUCGUACAUAAAUACAAUAGCGAGGCUUUCUUUAGACGCCUAGGACUAAGUACGCCAAACCUCCGAGUCCUCGAGCUCGGUGCCGGGGAAGGCACAGCAACAGCCGACUACUUGAGCUAUCUGACGCAAGCAAAUGGCCAGAGGCUCUAUUCUCAGUAUAUUCUUUCCGAUCCGUCGCCACAUGUAGUCAAGGCGGCAAAAGGUCGUUACAAGAGCACACCAGGUCUCGAUUUUGCCUCGUUGGACAUCGGCAAAGACCCGAGCAAGCAAAAAUUUCCCUUCUCUCAGUUUGAUUUGAUCAUUGCUUCUGGAGUCCUGACUUCCACGCCAAACCUCAAGAAAAGCCUGGCACACAUGCGGACGCUAUUGAGUCCCCGCGGCAGGCUACUCAUUCAGGAGACAAGACCAGGGUUGUUGUGGGUCAAUUAUGUUCUCGGUACGAUUCCGACUUGGUGGAAGGCUUUUGAGGAUGCUCGAUCUGACGGGCCGCUCGUUGAAAUGGGGAGAUUGGAAGAAGAACUACGGAUCGACGGAUUCGAGAUCGACUUCCAUGAAGUAUCUCGCACGAACUCAGUCCUUGUAGCCAAGCCCGUGCGCGAAUUACAAAGGGGGAAAAUCACUGUGCUUGGAGGCAGUGCAACAAGUGAGCCGAGCAGAUUAGAGGCAGAAUUGCAAGCACGUGGGUACGAGCUAUGUCACUGCACAUUGCAAGACGAACCGACCCCAGGGCAAGAUAUUCUUGCUCUUCUUGACGACGAAGGACCGUUCUUGGACGACAUUGAUGCAGGGCGGCUGGAUGAUCUCAAACGUUUCGUGGCCCGCAUCUGCGAGGCUGGACUUUUCUGGGUUACCCGUGCAUCACAGUCAGUGUGUAAUGAUCCUAGGUACGCGCCAAUCAUAGGACUAGCACGUACCAUUCGCUCUGAAACUGCCAUCGACUUUGCUACGUGCGAGACAGAAAGUCCGCAGGCAUCCAUUCCCGAGGUAGCCGAUGUCUUCGACAAAUUCUACACACGGCAAGGUGACGAUGCCAUGGGUCCAGACUUGGAAUAUUCCGUCUCUGACCGCGGUGUUCGUGUCAACCGUUUCUUUCCUUUCUCUCUCGACGACCAUUGCGAUUCAUCUCAAGACAAAAGCGAUGCAGUUUUGAAUGUCGGUCGCCCGGGGCGUCUUGACUCGUUACAUUGGCUAGCUCGAACAGCCUUGGCUCCCCAAGGUGACCAGAUUGAGAUGGAAGUCCACGCACUCGGCCUAAAUUUCAGGGAUGUUCUCAUUGCUAUUGGUGUUCUCGACCUUCCCAAGGAUGAGCUUGGCUACGAAGCAGUUGGUGUGGUUCGGCAACUUGGUCCCGAAGCAACCAAGUUCAAGGUCGGAGAUCGGGUGUGCCUCGUUGGUACCAAGACCUUUGCCACCUGGGUAACCGACACGCAGGAUCUUUUUGUGAAGAUACCUAACAAUUUGUCGUUUAUUGAUGCAGCAACCAUGGUUCUCGUUUUCGGGACUGCAAUUCAUUCCUUGAUCAACAUGGGUCGCCUCCAGGAGGGGCAGUCAGUAUUGAUUCAUAGCGGUUGCGGUGGUGCUGGGCUCGCUGCUAUUCAGAUUGCGCAGAUGAUCGGAGCCGAGAUCUAUACGACUGUCAGUAGCGAUCUCAAAGCAACGUAUUUGAUGGAGUCCUUUGGAAUCCCUAGAAGUCACAUUUUUGAUUCACGCAGCACUGCCUUUGUUGAAGGGAUCAUGCGCCAGACAAACAACCGAGGAGUCGACGCCAUCUUGAACUCGCUGUCUGGCGAACUACUACACGCGACAUGGAGAUGUGUAGCCAAAUUUGGAACAAUGGUCGAGAUUGGCAAGAGAGAUAUACUUGGCGCGGGCAAGCUGGAUAUGGACAUGUUUCUGGACAACCGGAAUUACUGCUGUGUUGACAUUGACCAGCUGCGUGCCGAGAGACCGAAGGAACUUGCCAAGGUUCUAGGUUCCAUGAUGGAAUACUUCCGCCAAGACGUGAUACGUCCCAUAGCACUAGCUAAGCUCGCCAGUGCGGCCAACGUCGAGGAGGCAUUCCGAUUUAUGGCGCAGGGGAGUCAUAUUGGCAAAAUAGUGAUACAAGUUCGCGAUAGUGCAGGUGCAUUGCAGCUUGGAAAUAUUCUUGCUCCAAAACAACAGGAGCUUCGACUUGAGAGCUCAGCGUCGUACCUUCUUGUUGGUGGACUUGGAGGACUAGGCCGUUCGCUCUCGACGUGGAUGGUCGAAUGCGGUGCCCGCCACCUCACAUUCCUGUCUCGGAGUGCCGGCGUCGAAAAACGUGACCAAGAAUUUGCGCACGAGCUGGAGAGUAUGGGAUGUUCUGUUACACUGGUUCGCGGUAGUGUAACAGACAUUCAGGAUGUUUCUCGCGCCGUGGAAGCUAGCAGGUACCCAUUGAAAGGCAUCAUUCAGAUGUCCAUGGUGAUACGUGAUGAGAACUUCUCACGCAUGUCAAUUGAAGAUUGGAAUGGCGCAGUCAAACCAAAGAUCCAAGGCACCUGGAACCUCCACAAUGCCGUUUCUUCCCGCGGGGAUGCGCUGGACUUUUUCAUCCUGUUCAGUUCGCUCUCCGGGAUUCUGGGACAGCCCGGACAAGCCAACUAUGCUGCGGCCAACACAUUUCUCGACGCUUUUUCACGAUACCGGACUAAAGACGGGCUACCGUGUACCUCGAUAGCGAUUGGCGCCAUGGAUGAGGUGGGCUAUCUAACACGAAAUGAGGAGUUGUUCCGCAAAAUGAAAGGCACAGGGUGGCGGCCGGUCCGGGAAGCCGAGCUCUUGAAUGCACUCCGAGUCGCGAUGCAACCACGCGCAGCCCAGACCCAAACGGAGAACGAUUCACGCAAUUUCAUGAUUGGAAUCAAGCCUACCGUACCGCUUAGCAAUCCCGGUAGCAGUGCACGACAGCGCAGAGAUAUCCGCAUGUCUGUCUACCACAAUGCGCCCGCUGCAGCGCAUGUUACGGGACAGUCUGCGAUCUCUGCCGACAACAGCUUGACGGGCCUUCUGGCGUCAAUCAGAGACGAUCCAAAUAUACUAAUAAAGCCUGAAACGGUAACCGCGAUCGCGCGGGGAAUUGGAGAGAAGCUGCUCAACUUGCUCCUCAAGACAAAUCAAGAUAUUGACACAUCAAUCGGGCUGAGUCAAUUUGGCAUGGAUUCAAUGGUGGCUAUGGAGUUGCGAGAUUGGUGGAAGGCUACUUUUGGUUUCAAGAUUGGUGUCUUCGAAAUAAUGGGCAAAGGGACCUUGAACGCAUUAGGUCAAACAGUGGUGGAUCGACUGAAGGCAACUCAAUAG